AUGGCAUCCCCGGCCGUGUGGCCGUGCCCCCGCCCGCUGCCGCCCCCCGCGCCCGGCUCCAUGCGCCGGCGGCCGCCGGGCCCCGCCGCGACCCCCGCGCCGACGGGCGGCCGCUCCCCGGGGAGCCCCGGCGGGGCCCGGGCUGCGCGGCGGCUGCGGCGGCGCGGGGGAGCCUCGCGGCUGCUGCCCGACGUGCGGAACAUCUUCGAGGCGCCGCGGGAGCCCCCCGAGCGCGGCCGCGGCCACCGCUUCGCCCCGCGGCUGCCGCGCCAGGAGUGGUGCGACCUGUGCGGGGAGGCGGUGCGGGAGCGCGCCCUGCGCUGCGACUACUGCAGGUACACGUGUCACCAGGAGUGCUGCAGCCUCAUCCAGCUGGAUUGUCGCCGGCCGGGCCAGUGCCAGAGCCAGCUGUCCCCAGAGAGCACCUUCGUGCCACCCUGCAGCCAGAAUGUGACACAAACGGUAGAAGAAGAAAAACCUGAGCCUCCAACCGUCCAGGAGAUCAAACAGAAGAUUGAAAAGUACAAUGCAAAGGUCACCAACUGCCUGCUGAUGAAACUGAACGACGACGGGACCUACACGGGGUUCAUCAAGGUGCACCUGAAGCUGCGGCGCCCCGUGACGGUGCCCGCCGGGAUCCGGCCCCAGUCCAUCUAUGAUGCCCUCAAGGAGGUGAACCUGGCCGAGAUGACGGACAAGAGGACCUCCUUCUACCUGCCCCUGGAUGCCAUCAAGCAGCUGCACAUCAGCAGCACCACCACGGUGAGCGAGGUGAUCCAGGGGCUCCUGAAGAAGUUCAUGGUGGUGGAUAACCCCCAGAAGUUUGCACUUUUCAAGGAGAUGAGGAAAGAUGGGCAAGUGCUCUUCCAGAAGCUCCCUCUCACCGAGUACCCCCUGUACCUGCGGCUGCUGGCAGGCCCUGACACCGAUGUGCUGAGCUUUGUGCUGAAGGAAAACGAAACGGGGGAAGUUGAGUGGGACGCCUUCUCCAUCCCCGAGCUGCAGAACUUCCUGAUGAUCCUGGACAAAGAGGAGAAGGACAAAAUCCAGCAGGUGCACAGGAAGUACGAGAGGUUCAAACAGAGACUGCAGCAGACCCUGAAAGAGGCCAGAGGCAAACCUGGAUAACCUUCAGGAGGCACUGGGCAUCAGACUAAGCUAGAGACUGUUUUUAAUGAAAAGACUUCUCAGGACACCUUAGUAGUCAUUUUCCCUCUUCAACCUUCCAUAAGGACUGGCUCCCAGCACCCCUAAAAUGAUCCUAUUGCAUUUUCUUCUUCUGAAACCUCUUCUCCCAGGACCAGAGCCAGUCCAAGAACAGGAAGCCUGUUUUUAAAACAGCUUCAACAAAGCAAACACUGCUGCUGGUUGGCUUUCCAGCCGUGCCAUCCGCUGGAGAGGCUGCGUGGAAAACUCUUGGUGUGACACCUGACAGGACCCAUCUGCUGGCUGAAGUUUGGAGCAGGGCAGCUCUUGCUGUUCCUGCUCCUCCCAGCGAGCUGCUUGUUCCUGUUUGGAGGUGCUGUGGCCCACAGUGCCCUCGUGACCCAGUUCUGGUUUCGUAAGGAGCACAGGAAACAGCAGGAAAAGGGGAGGAGGUUGUUGCACCAAACCACGUGGGUGUUGCAGCUCUAGCCAAGCCCUGGACUCGUUCAGGGCUCAGGCAGCCAGGGAAAUGCCAGGUUAGGACACCAAGGCAGCUGCAACACCCCAACAGUCUGUUAGUAAAUAUUAUUGCAACUUGGUAAUAGUAAUUCCCAGGAAAAUAAUUCAUUUUGAUUCUAUUUGACUUCUAAUUUUGGAAAGAGCUGAAUUACAGUAACUGUCCCUGAUGCUUAGCCAAGUUAGCCAGUGUUCCACCAGUUCUCUACUCUGUAGGAAUUGGGACCUAUGUUUCCAGAAAUUCUGUUUGAAAAGUGUAAAGGUGAUGGUUGGGGCACAGGCUGAGGGUUCAGUGUUGAAGGUUUAGCAAUACGUGUCCAUCAGAGGAGCCCAGGAAAGCUCAAAACCCCUUCACAAAUCAGAUUUUGAGCUGUGAACGCGCCUGGCCCGGAGGGAGAGGAGCCCCAUCCAGGGCUGGGGUGUGGAGGUGGCACCAAGUAAGGGAAUUACUGUCCUUGGAUGCCUUCUGCUCACCUCACCUGUGCUUCCUCCUGCUCCUCGCAGUGCUGUCCCAGCCUGCUGUCCCUGUUCUCCCUCCCCACUCCCAACUGGUGCUGUCCUGCACGUCCAGGAAGCUUCCCAGGAUUUGCUCUCUCCGUGGAGCCAGGAGAGGACAGCAAGUCUCUCUCUGCCUGUCUCAGGGCUCCCACCACGCCAUGCUGAGCAUCCCUCAGCAAAGUCCUCGAGCUGCAGGCUGGCUCCCUGCCCUCGCUCCGUGGUGCUGAGGCUGUGCAGGGAUCGCUGCCGGGCUGGGAAUGCUCCAGGGAUACCCAGGGGAGAGGACCGGCCCCACAUUUACCCUCAGUGCUCCGUACCGAGCACGCUGCACACAGCCAGGGCCAGCCCUCCCUCUGUUCACAGCCCAGGGAAUGUCCCUGCACACAGCCAGGGCCAGCCCUCCCUCUGUUCACAGCCCAGGGAAUGUCCCUGCUGGAUUGGGAUGGAGCAGGGCCAGGGGUUUGUGUGGGCUCUGUGAACAGCUGGCCCUUGGAGCUCAGGAUCCCACCUGAGCCCCUGGGAGGGGAGGCAGCGGGUUGUUACGGAACGGGGAGGAGUCUCAAAUUUACCUCAGUGCCUUUUUUUUCCCUUAAGUGUGAAAACUUUGCAUUCAGGCUAAGGAGGAAGCUGUGCAGAGGCCUUGUCCCUCCUGUCCCCACAGCACUGGUGUGACAAGGCCCUUGUGUCCGGGGAGGGAUGAGGAACUGGUUUGUUUCUUUCUGGAAGGUGACUGCUUGGGAUUUUUUUUUUUUUUUUUUUCCAGAUUUUGAGUAUGUUUGUUUCUAAACCUUAUGAGAGUAACUGCAUCACUUGGAGCCCUCAGCUGGCGUGAAAGCCACUUUCUGCCAAGCUCGGUGGCAGCUCCUGUUCUGGUCAGCAGCGAGGGUUUGCUCGCAGGGCUCUGGUGCAGAGGAGCCUCCAGCUGUACUGUACUCUACACCCAACGACCUUUAACAACUGCUGGCAGCCACAGAGCUGCCCUUGCCGGGCUCUGGGGCUGUUUGUCCAGCUACAAGCAGACUUAGCACUUCACUGUUCACUUGUGGAGUCAUUUAAAUGCCGUUUAUCUGGUGCUUUGAGCCUUGACAGCACCGUAUAAAUACUUCAGUUCCACCGUGGGGAAGAGCGCUGUAAAAACUGCCAGUGGCUCUUAGCGCAAAGAGCCAAACGCUUGGUUUGAAAUCCCUUUUCUUUCUGGCUAAAAGUUGUGCAGGUUUCCUUUAUUUUUUUGUUUGUUUGUUUGUUUUGGUGAGUGUCCCCUCUCCCUUCCUGGCCCCAGCAUGUCUUUGACAGUUUGUAGAAGGCAUGGCUUCGUAUGCAAUCACUGUGGAUGCUGCUGAAAACCUCCUGCCACCAGCAGGGCUCGUUUCUUUGUUUUUUUUUUUUUUUUUUUUUCCCAAUAUGAGGGGCAUUUGAAGAGUUGUGGGUGCUGAAACUCAAAUUCUCAUGGGUCAGUUGAGCUGUUUUUAGAAGUAUUUGCCCCUUCUUUAAGCGCAAAUCCUGUUGGCAGUGCCUUUGGUUAGCAAUUGUCCCGCCUAAGUUGUGUGAGUUUUUUUUCCAUGGCUACUGUAAAACAUGUAAAAUAAUGUGUAUAGGAUGGAAUAGUAGAGCUUCUAUGGCAAAGUGAAAUGCAUUUUUGCAAUGCUGUAAUUUAUUUUUACUACUCCCUAGUGAUUCUAUGGCAUUUUUACAAAAUGUCUCACUCUCAGCUUUUUUUGAAGGUUCUGGAACUAUUUGUUCAUAUGCAGACAGUGUAAGAGACAAUGAUAAUAAACUGUCAGUAAUUAAAGAAA
Vidua chalybeata is the source of this 3953-nucleotide messenger RNA. RefSeq names its product Ras association domain family member 5 (gene RASSF5). Gene Ontology annotation, cellular component: nucleus. The transcript has 6 exons. Lineage: Eukaryota; Metazoa; Chordata; Aves; Passeriformes; Viduidae. Bases 1 to 1128 code for a protein of 375 amino acids. Gene Ontology annotation, biological process: signal transduction. The record is from RefSeq and is a predicted model, not a curated record.